GUCAACUUCCCUGGAUAUUGGGCUGAGUAACUGGAGCUUCCUAUACGUCACUGUCUCCCUCUACACGAUGACCAAAUCCUCUGCCAUUAUCUUCAUCCUGCUUUUUUCACUGCUCUUCAAGCUGGAGGAAGUGAGGGUGGCAUUGCUGCUGGUGGUUCUGCUCAUCGCUGGGGGCCUCUUCAUGUUCACCUACAAGUCCACACAGUUCAACACACAGGGCUUUGUGCUGGUGCUGUGUGCCUCUUUCCUUGGGGGUAUUCGCUGGACUCUCACGCAGAUCCUUAUGCAGAAGGCUGAACUGGGGCUCCAGAACCCCAUUGAUAUCAUGUUUCACCUGCAGCCGCUCAUGUUCCUGGGGCUCUUACCACUCUUUGCGGUGUUUGAGGGCCUGCCUUUGUCCGUAUCAGAGAAGCUCUUCCAUUUCCAUGAAGCAGAAAUGCUGUUGUCUCUGGUAGGGAAGCUGUUCUUGGGUGGAAUUCUUGCCUUUGGUCUAGGCUUUUCUGAGUUCCUCUUGGUUUCCAGAACAUCUAGCCUCACCCUUUCCAUUGCUGGCAUUUUUAAGGAAAUCUGCAUUUUAUUCCUCGCCACACGUUUGCUGGGAGACCGCCUCAGUCUCCUGAACUGGCUGGGCUUUGCUGUCUGUCUGUCAGGAAUCUCCCUUCAUGUCAUUCUCAAAGCCAUGAAUUCCAAAGGUGAAAAAGCACUGAAGCUGCACAAAGAGACCAGCUCCGACCCUGACCUGGAGCUGCUGCUGCGCCACACUGAACAUGGUGCAGAGGAGGAAGAGGAUGUUGAAACCCCACAACACCACUGACUGAACAUGAAGCACAAAGGCCCCUGCUCUGUUCUUACCAAACCUGCCCGACAGCUAUCUAGGAGGAAGGUCCAAGAGUCUCU
Molecule: messenger RNA, 897 nt
Organism: Charadrius vociferus (killdeer)
Lineage: Eukaryota; Metazoa; Chordata; Aves; Charadriiformes; Charadriidae
Gene: SLC35H1
Product: solute carrier family 35 (GDP-fucose transporter), member C2
Exons: 7
Coding region: 68-814 (248 amino acids)
Biological process (GO): UDP-glucose transmembrane transport
Cellular component (GO): endoplasmic reticulum-Golgi intermediate compartment; cis-Golgi network; Golgi apparatus
Molecular function (GO): antiporter activity
Source: RefSeq, a predicted model, not a curated record